Echinostoma caproni is the source of this 282-nucleotide messenger RNA. The record is from the annotation of a GenBank genome assembly. NCBI's taxonomy places the organism in Eukaryota, Metazoa, Platyhelminthes, Trematoda, Plagiorchiida, Echinostomatidae.
AUGCCUGAGACUCCGAAAAGUGAAGACGCGACCGGGCAGACGGUGGACACUGGAGGCACGCAGCUGGCGAAUGUUCUGAGUGCGCUAACGGAACGAUUAGAAAAACUAUCCACCAUGGAACCAGCAGCGGCCUGCUCAGUCCCGGAGAAGUACAAUGUUGGAGACAAGUUUCAGCGGUGGGAGAAGCAGGUGAAAAUAUAUGUUGAAAAUUUUCCACCUGAACGUCAUCCCAAUUUGGUGUUAUCUUUACUCGGUGGAGAGGCCUUCGAUGACCGAUGGUGA